GAGAAGGGGCUCAUCGUCAACUAUGGCCGGCGCGGCAGGCAGGCUACGAAAGAAAUGUGGCAGCGCGUUUCGCUUAGUACCGACUUAGACUGCUCUAAGUGGCGGUCGUGUGCACGCCGGCAUCCGUCGUCGCACCUUCACGCACGAUCAUUCAACACCGGGACGCAUCAGAGACUCGUGCAGAGGGUCCGUCGUAACCUGCGAGCGCGCCCGACGACGACGACGACGACGACGACGACAACGAUCUACAGUGGUGACAGUGACAACGCGCGGCAAGCCGGGCCCCGGAGCGGGCCCAGCCGGAUUCGCGGAUUAACUCGCGCGACGGCACGUGAUCGAUCGUAUACGUGGGAAGAAUCGAUCGUCGCGUGAUACAUUUUUCUUUAUCGCGCGCCUUCGUUCUCGCGCUAGCGCGUUCUCAACUCCGCCAGUACGAGGGAAUGAGAAAGGGAGAGAAAGAAAGGACGACAGGAACGCGACGUAUUUACGCUUGCGGUAACCUAAAAACCGAUCCCGUCGGCGCGAUAUAUCAGGAAGACGAGCGCAUGCGCAUCGCCGUUUGUAAUCCUCGUGCGCGAAUUACGAGCGAAGCGCAGAGUUACGUAGUAUGAUACGCGCGAAACGCGGACAGUGUUGGUGAAGAAGUGCUCUCGAAAGGUGUUACGAUUUUCCGGGCAGUGAGUGCGAAGGUAACGCGUUCAGUUCGGUACGUUCGAAUUCGCCGACGGUCCAAGAAGAGGAGACCGCGCCUUCCGAUCUAGAACCAGAUCGUCCCCCCUUUAAGAAAAAAAAAAAAGGACACCGAUAUUAAAACGUCAACGUGAAGUUAUUUAUUGCCUCGAAGGUUGUCGGGAUCUCUGGCGAACCGCAACAGGAGAUUUGUAACGAGAGAUCGAUGAGAAGUUAAAGAUCAAUCGGUCGGUGAAAGAGAAAGAAAGAGCGAAGAAAGCGGGCGAAGGUGAGGAACGAAUUCGGAAAGUUAUAAUCGCGCGUGUGGCGUGUGGGCGAAUGCAUGACGGAUCAUGGUUUCCGCGUCCGGCCCCAUAUCCACAGGGAUCCUAGCGGGACGCCCUUCUGGAUCGCAGGGCUCGCGGCAGAAUGGAGACGCGGAAUGCGAGAAGGACGCGGCGAGGGCGGCGGAAAGCGCGAAGAUCCGGCACGCAUCGGAUCUCUACAUCAGGCCCAGCUGGACGGACGCCGCGAUAGCGCUGGAUCAACUCGAGAAGGGAAAGGCGGAGGGUCAGAGGUCGGCGGUGUGGUUCAGAGCGCGACUGCAGGAUCAUCUAAAUCAGCUGGGUUACUUCCUGCAGCAGCACGCCGGAAAAGUGCUCUUCGUGUCCAUCCUCGCGCUGGGAACGUUCUGCGUCGCUCUCAAAUCCGCGCAAGUCAAUAGCAAAGUCGAGCAGUUAUGGGUGCAGGAAGGCGGAAGAUUACAAAGGGAGUUGACCUAUGCCUCGGAAGCGCUCGGCGAGGCUGCCUCCUCGACACACCAGCUCGUCAUCCAGACGCCGAGGCAUGCCGGGGUGAAUAUCUUGCACGUGGCCGCGCUCAAGGAACACUUGACCGUCCUGAAGGUCGCGACACAGGUUACGGUGCACCUGUUCGACACCACGUGGAGGCUCAAAGACUUAUGCUACGCGCCGACCUUACCCACCUUCGACCUGCAUUACAUCGACCAGAUCUUUGAAAAUAUUAUACCGUGCGCUAUCAUCACGCCGCUCGACUGUUUUUGGGAGGGCAGCAAGCUCUUGGGCCCGGAAUUUCCCGUUCAUCUACCAUCUCUCUUUCGGUUAAGCAGUGGAACGAAGAUGAACAAACCCGUUCAAUGGACGAAUCUUAAUCCCACCGAACUGCUGGACGACAUAAAGAAAUUGCAAUUCGCAAGUUCGUUUCCCUUUAAAACGCUCGAGGAUCACAUGAAGCGAGCCGGAAUAACGAACGGCUAUCAGAGCAAGCCUUGCCUGAACCCGGCGGAUCCGGAAUGUCCGGAAACCGCGCCUAACAAAAAAUCUCAAAAGGUACCUGACGUGGGAGCCGAAUUGACAGGCGGCUGCUACGGAUUCGCAGCGAAAUACAUGCACUGGCCGGAGGAGCUGGUGGUCGGCGGCGCCAAGCACAACAAGACGGGUCAUUUGACCCGCGCGGCCGCGUUACAGACUGUGGUGCAGCUGAUGGGAGAACGGGAGCUGUACGACUUCCUGUCGGCCACCUACAAGGUCCACCACAUCGACUGGUCGCUGGAAAAGGCAACGCAGGUGUUGGAGACUUGGCAGCGGGCGUUCAGCAACGAGGUGAAGAGGAUGGUGAACACCGCGAACGGGUCGGCGCCGUACAAUCUGUACGCCUUUAGCACGACCACGAUGAACGACAUUCUUGGGAAGUACAGCGAGGUGUCCGUCAUGAAGAUCGCGAUCGGAUGCUCGGUGAUGUUGCUGUAUUCCGGAUUCGUACUGUUUCGUUGGAGCGACCCGGUGCGCUCGCAGUCCGCAGUGGGAAUAGCUGGUGUGAUACUGGUCUGUGCCACGGCGGCUGCCGGAUUGGGUUUCUGCGCGCUCCUCGGGAUCCCGUUUAACGCCACAACGACACAGAUAGUGCCGUUUCUCGCGCUCGGCCUGGGCGUGUACGAGAUGUUCCUGCUGACACACACGUACGCCGAGCUGUCGGUGAAUGAGGUGCCCAGCGGCGAGCAGACGGGCGUCGUUCUCAAACGAACCGGUCUGUCGGUGCUGCUGACGGGCCUCUGCACCGUUUCCGCCUUCUUCGCGGCGGCGAUAAUACCGAUCCCGGUCCUGCGAACGUUCUGUCUGCAGGCUGGUAUUCUCUUGCUGUUCAACUUGGGCGCCAUGCUGCUGAUAUUCCCCGCGAUGAUCAGCCUGGACUUGCGACGGCGGCGUUCCGGCAGACGGGAUAUCCUCUGCUGUUGCCUGCCAGCGCCGAUCAAUCCGAUCGGCAAGAACAAAUAUUCCGCGAAGAACAACGGCACGGUCAAGCAGACGGUCACCAGAGCGAUACCACCUGAGAGACGAGAAACCUGCACGCAGAUCUUAACGUCACAGAACACGCAGAACGAAUCCUGGAUAGGAGGAAAUAUCAUGGAUGCGGAAUUGGACAAGCAGUGUACGGAGGCGGACGCUCUGACCGAUUGUUCGCAAUCCAACGACUGCCUGAGCUUCUCCCUGACGCAGCUUGCGGCUCGGUAUUACGCACCGUUCAUCAGCAAAGUGGCCACCAAAGUGUGCGGCAUGAUAUUCAUGGCGAUCGUAUUGGCCUGCAGCGUGUGGCAGGCGAUGCGUGUGCGCGACGGUCUAGAUCUGACCGAUCUUGUGCCACAAAACUCGAACGAGCACGCAUUCUUGGCCGCCCAGGCGAAACAUUUCGGCUUCUACAACAUGUAUGCGGUGACCGGUCGGGACUUUGAGUAUCCGAACAAUCAGCGGGUGCUUUACGAUUAUCACGACGCCUUCAUGCGGAUCAAGAACGUCAUCAAGAACGAUAACGGAGGCCUGCCGGAAUUCUGGCUCAGUCUGUUCCGCGAAUGGCUGAAGGGCCUGCAGGCGGCGUUCGACAAAGACUACAGCAACGGUUGCAUCACUCAGGAAAGGUGGUACCACAACGCCAGCGACGAGGCGAUCCUCGCGUACAAGCUGCUCGUACAGACCGGCCACGUGGACAAUCCGAUCGACAAAUCGUUGGUCACUCACGUGCGACUCGUCGACAACGAGGGCGUCAUCAAUCCGCGCGCCUUCUACAAUUACUUGAGCGCGUGGGCGUCCAACGACGCGCUCGCUUACGGCGCCUCGCAGGCGAACCUGAGGCCCGAGCCGCGCGUGUGGAUUUACACCAACGAUCACGAGCUCAAGAUCCCAAAAAGCAUGCCGCUUACUUACGCGCAGAUGCCGUUCUAUCUGCACAGGCUCACCGACACGCAGGAAAUCACGGAACUGAUCAGCAGCGUCCGGAAAUUGUGCAAGAGAUUUGAGGAGCGCGGUCUGCCGAAUUUCCCGUCCGGUAUACCGUUUCUGUUCUGGGAACAGUACAUGGAUCUGAGAAGCUGGCUGGGCUUCGCCUUGCUGACUGCGCUGGGUGUGAGCGUCGUCGUGGUUGCAGUGCUGCUACUGAACAUGUGGGCUGCUUUACUGGUCGGCAUUUCCCUCGCCUCCGUUGUUCUGCAGCUCUUGGGUAUCAUGGGCAUAUUCGGUAUCAAAUUGAGCGCGGUGUCCGCCGUGCUGCUGGUGGUCAGUGUGGGCAUAGCUGUUCAUUUCACCGUGCACAUUUGUUUGAGUUUCAUCACGAGUGUGGGCAGCAGGGACCGCAGGACGCGCUUGUCUCUGGAGCACAUGUACUCUCCAAUUGUCCACGGUGCAUGCACCACGCUGAUCGCGGUGCUGAUGCUUGCCUUUUCGGAGUUCGACUUCAUAGUCAAUUACUUCUUCUUUGUGCUGCUCUUCAUGAUCUUUAUCGGCCUUUUCAACGGACUCUUUUUCUUCCCGAUCUUGCUAUCUCUGAUCGGCCCGUCGGCCGAAGUGAUCCCGAAUGAUCAUCCGGAUCGCAUAUCCACGCCGACGCCGCCGGCGUCGCCCAUCGUGAGACGAUCCAAGCCGCCUACGAUGCCGAGGAGAUCUCUCAAGAUCGACAAUUCCCGGCUGCACGCCGAGCCGUCGCUCACGACCAUCACCGAGGAGCCCAACUCGUGGCACAGCACGCAAGAGUCCUGCAUCAUCGUCCAGCCGGAACUCAAGGUGGAGACCACGUCCACUUGCGGCAAUCAGAACUGUAGCGGAUCGGACACGAGUGGGUCUAGUCGAACGUCGCCGGUUCCGUCCACGUCACACAUCACCACUAAAGUCACUGCGACGGCGAACAUAAAGGUCGAAGUUCACACGCCAUUGACCAUAGGUGGAGUGGAUCGUAGUGAAAAAUGCCGGCAUACGGGCACCAGUCGAAGGAGCUCGCGCUGCAGUGCGAACGUUAAUGCUGGGGAGUCUUCCGGCUCCAGUUCUGAGCCGGAUACAGAAUCUAACCCAAAGCACUAAUAACAAGCACCAGGGGGACCGGCAGCUACUGCUCAAGUACCACGCAAAGCGGGAAAACACAGAAGGCUGAUUAGGAUAUAGAUUAAUAGGUUCUCCACUCUCUCUCUCUCUCUCUCUCUCCCUCCCUAUUUUCUUCUUUCUCCACCUGCCAUCAAUUAUCUUUCACUUUUUUUCUUUCGCUCCUUCCUUCGAGUGAGGAAUGUAACAUGGUUGUCUCACUACGAAUUUUAAAAAUGAAAGUAUUAUAACGCAUUUUUAUAAUAUAGGUAAAUAUUUUUUCGGGAAUGUUUUUAUCACACGUUUAGAUUUACGCUUUUUACAAGAGUAAAUCAAAAAGUAAGGGGACAUUUAAGGAAUCAAACUCUUUAAAAUGGCCCAUUUACUUUUUCUCUUAGACACCAAAAAUUUCUUAAAGUUUCAGGCAGACUAUAAGAGUAAAAAUUUGUAUUCGAGCUUGUCGAAUUAUAUUUAUAUGUUCUGCCUGUACUAUCGCACGGUUCGCUAUAAUGAUUUUAUAAGCAAGGGAUUUAAAUUUUUAAUCAAACUGCAAUUUGAAUUAAAAAUUUUAGUUUUUUUAUAUUUUUAGUGGAAUGAUAAUAUCAACGGAAUCGCGUGGUAUAUUAUUCGAAUAGUUGUACACAACACAAGAGCGAGGCGCAGUUCAAAAGUGACGUAUUUCUACGUAUUUAUAUUUUUUACCCGACAGUCGACACUAUGGUUUGUGAUUUCGGGCGGAGAAGGUGACCAUACAAUAAGAGAUACACAAUUGUCGUUGGUGCGAGCGUAUAAGACGAAAUAGAAUUUUCUUCAAACGUGUCUUCAAAAGAAUAAUGGAAAUCACGGACGAAGAACAGUUUGUGAUCAUCAAAUAUCUACAUAGAAUAGGAAAAGAGAGUGAAGAUAUUCAAAAGGAAUUAAACUUGUAUUUUGGAAAGAAUGCAUUGAACUACCAUACUAUAUCUAAAUUCAUAUUAAAGUUGAGAUAUAAGCCUGCCAUUGCCGAAGUGGAGCACAUAUACGACAAUACCGACGAAAGGUUGGUUAAAGCGGUGAUUCGGAAGCACUGUCGAGCGAGUAUAGAAUUUAUUUGUGCUCAAACGAACAUAUCCUACGAGAAGGUAGUGGAAAUCAUGGAACAUCUUAAACUGACAAAUGCAUAUACUCGCUGGAUGCCGAAAACGUUUGAGAUGGAUUGUAAAUUGUGGCGCGUGGAAUACUGUGCAAACAUGUUGAUAAGAUACCAUACGGAACCAGAUUUUUUGCAAAAGAUGAUCAUCGUGCAAGAGAUGUGGCUACCCAUAUUCAGCGUGAAAAAAAGGUCAAUUGAAUAUUUAAGUUUGUCAGGAGAAAAAGAAUCUCCACAAAUUAAAUAUGACAACAUUUUUCACCAAAUAAUUUUCUGGGACCAAGAGGGACUUAUCUAUCAUCAUUCUAUUUCAAGGGAAAACAUCAUCUCUCGUGAAUCUUAUAAGAACAUUAUACAGGAUCACUUGUUGCCUCAAAUUGCAAAAUUACGACCGAAAUUGACGGACAAAAUCAUACUCCAUCACGACAGUGUCACAUUGAAUCAAACUAUCUACAACUCUACAUUUCUGUACGACAAAAUUGAGUCAGUAAUAACCCCUCCCGAAUCGCCCGAUCUUUUUCCUGGUGAUUUCUGGUUCAUUAACCAUGUGAAAAAUGCAUUCGAAGGAAAAGAAUUCCUAUCAGUGAACCGUUUGGAAUUUACAAUCUGGAAUUGGUUAAGAGAAAUGCAUUCGAAAAAGACAUUUGAAUACAAUUACAAGGUGUUGAUUCAGCACUGGAAACAGUGCUUACGUUCUCACGGAGAGUGUUUACUAAAUACGCAGUGGUAAAAUUCCUUUGUGAGCGAAUAAACCUUUUCGAAAAUUUUGACCGUUAAUUUUUGAACUGCGUCUCGUGUGCCGGAGACAAUAAUGUGACAAUUUUUACAAAUCUAUUCAAUAAACUAUUUUAGAUAAACUAAUUUAAAUGGUAACUUGCGACAAAGGCGAUCUGAGCGAUAUACUAUUGAUAAAAACACAGACAUUGCGCGAUUUAUCGAUAAUAUAUCUAGCCGCCUAUGCUUUUAAUAAACAAAAAUUCUACCUCUGUUUAUUAAAAGAACGUACUAAGGUGUCUAUAUCGAUGAAAUGUUUAGAAAAUGCUUAUUUAACCAAAAAAGUAAGUAAGCAUUUCCUUCACAAAGCUGUACACACUUGUUAUGAAUAUUUAAUUAGAAAAUUAAAGGUUUCACUGCCACUAGGACGUGACGUUUUAGAUGUAGCUGCGAAAUUUUUGUUUACGAAGAUGAUGGCCUCAUGCGAGAGAGCGAGAAUAUGACGGCGGAAUUUUCUACAGAUAUUAUACUAUUUAUUUUCUAAGCUAAUAAUAUGCAAUGAGCGGCGUGUAUGUGACUACAAAGCGUUAUACUGAACUCUGAGAUAUAUUUAUUAUUUAUUUUAAUAAUAUUCCUCGACGGGGGUGUGCGUGUACGCGAAAUGGCGCAUAUUUUGCUCGGUUUUGCGUACAACACGUUGAUUUGUAAAAAAUAAUUAUUUAUAUCGAGUUAAAGGAUAGAGAGCUACGAGAUAUUUUCAUUGCGUACGGCGACGAAGAUGACGGUACUUAAUUUAACAAAGUAUCUAUUCCUAUCCUGAUUCAUACCUCUGUGUAAAAAGUUGUAAUAUACAGCGCCAAGUGACCAAUAGUCACCGUGUCACACGCAUUAACGUAAGGUAUGACUCGUGAAGUAUCAUGUACAAUAUAAGAAAGAUGUAUUUCUUACGCCAAGUCAAUUUUGUAUACAUACGCGAGAUUCUAGAUAUUUUGUAUUUAAAGCGGCGACGCGCACGUUUUGCGAAACGGUCUUUUACACUUUGUAUAAAAGUACAUUUCAAUAUAAGUUCGGAAGGGAAAAAAAGAGAUAGUCAAUAUACCUCUAAUAUACGUAUAAAUGGCACACGAUGACUUCGAUUAUGAUUACUUCGAACAUUUCAUUGUAAGAAUCUGAUUUAUUUCGAUGUAACGAAUGUAGAAGCGGCUACAUGUACGAUUUAUAAUCUCAUUUUUGUAAAUAUAACAUUGUAAUAAAAACUAUUACCUUUUA
This is a messenger RNA of Linepithema humile (Argentine ant), 8142 nucleotides long. NCBI's taxonomy places the organism in Eukaryota, Metazoa, Arthropoda, Insecta, Hymenoptera, Formicidae. The record is from RefSeq and is a predicted model, not a curated record.